Molecule: messenger RNA, 3038 nt
Organism: Magallana angulata
Lineage: Eukaryota; Metazoa; Mollusca; Bivalvia; Ostreida; Ostreidae
Product: signal peptide, CUB and EGF-like domain-containing protein 1
Exons: 6
Coding region: 813-2585 (590 amino acids)
Molecular function (GO): serine-type endopeptidase activity
Source: RefSeq, a predicted model, not a curated record
ACAGAAUACGGAACGGAAAAUUGAAUAUCACUUUAAUUACUUGAAAAUUAUAUGCAUGUUUAUCAUUUUACAACGAAUUAUUAUUUAUUUGAUUCCUGUUUCCAAUGUUUCACGAAUCUCUAAACUUAAUAUGAUUUGGUUUCCGAGCGCGGAAGGGAAGCAACUAAUGCACAUAGUAUAAAGAUGUUUUAUAGGAAGAUUAAAGAUUAAACAUAUAUCUAUCACCAAAGAAGUGUUUUGAAAUGAUCCAUGCGUUAACUUUGCAAGAAUUAUAUUUUCACUUACAUUCAACACAAAAAACUUGUAAUAGUUAUCUCAGAUUUUUUAAUGAUCGCAUCGUUUUCAGUGCAAUAUGACACUAACUAGCUUGGAAGGAGUUUUACAAACUCGCGAUUUGUUUGAGGUCAACUUUACAUGUACAUUCAAUAUGAUUUUAAAAAAUCAUCAAUCAAACUCGUUAUUAGUCAUAAUUUUAAAAAAAUGGUUUAAAAUGAAAUUUGUUAUUAUGAUGAUCAAACUAGCUGUAAGUUUAUAUUAAGUCUGAAAAGAUAAUUUUGUAAUUUAAUUAAAUAAGAAUAUUAUAAAAUAAAGAGUCAAAUCCAUCCAUUAAUGAUUACGUAAAUGUUGCAAUGCAAAAUACUUUUAUGAAGAGGAACUGCAUAUACAUGUAAUUGGUUUAAAAUGAUAGGGAUGAUAUAAAAAUAUGUCCCUAUGUAUAAAUAGUAACUGCAACAACAAAAGCCGGAAAAAGUCAUAAUUAGCUACGUGCAUCACAGUGAAAGAUCACAGUGAAAGGUUGAAAUCAACAGUUCAUGAGGAUGUUAUUUUUAAUUUUCAUUCUUAUUCAAGGAUCGUUGGCGAAAAGUACGAGUGGAACGAUCACAUCACCUGGGUAUCCUGGACCAUAUCCUCUCAACACUAACGAAACGUGGCUUAUAAAUGCACCAUCCAAUGCAGCUGAAAUUGUUAUCAUUAUCCAUGAUCAAGACAUACAUCAAACCAUAGGCUUCCCUUGUGAUGAUUUUUUAAAGGUGGAAGAAAUGCUAACCCAUUUCGUUCUUUACAGACAGUGUGGUACUAAAUUUAACAAUGUAUUAGUAGCAAAAGGCAAUGCUGUCGAGGUAUCAUUCAGAUCAGAUGACUUUGGUUCCGGAAGAGGUUUUAAGUUAACCUGGUCAGUGUCAAAGUAUGCCACAAGAACUACAGAAAUCAUGAAAUCGAUAGUUGAUGCGACUACCAAUUCAACAGAUCUAUCUUUAAAUCAUUCGACAAGAAAUACCGCUUAUUCUAUGCUUGAUUUGUUUACAAAUCAUUUGGUUUCUAGAGCAACUAAUGCGACAUCAGCCGUAAAGAAAAAGGAAUCCUUAACUUUGGUUAGGGUAACACAUUUUUACAGAACAGUUCCACAAAUAUUAAACAUACCUUCACAUAAGGCGAAACUUUCGUACAAAUACAAUACUGUUACUCCAGUAAUCAGCCUUUCAACUCUUUUUCAAAAGCGCCAUUAUUCAGUUUCUUCUGUACAAAAAUCUUAUCCUUCUACAACUGAUCAAAUUAAACAUGAAUCUGUUACCAAAAAUACAAUGGAAUAUAAACCGAGUUCAUCCAGUCAUGGACGAGUCGCAAUGAGUUCGUUUGGAAAACCAAAACUGACUGAAAAAGCAGCCUUUGCUUCUAUUCAGCAAACUGUUGAAACGACUACGUCAGAAAAGAAAUCUCAAAGGGACACUUUUCGAAAAACAACAGAUAAACUAUAUUUUUGGAGUAAAGCAGAGGUUAAAAGUACAACGUCCGAAAAACAAAGUACAAAUUAUUCCAUGCCAUCAGAUGUUGUCACUGCUAACACUACUACGGUAAUGAAAAACAGCAAUUUUGACGACAAUUAUACAGUUCACCAAACUACAAUAUUAAGUAAUGAAGCAAAUACAAAUAAAACUGAUGAUAUAACAAGCAGAGUAAGCAGUGAAGCAACAUAUUUGAAAACUACUUUACCAAAUACCUGGGUGAAUGAUGCUUCUGACUCAUCAGAUUUUCCCUGGAAUUUCGUUUGUGUUCUUGGAAUUUUUGUCCUGUUGAUGUGUGUUUUAGUUAUCAUUAUCUUUGUUCAACAAAAGAAAAUCAAAAGACUUAAACAUAGGUCAAAUGUGAACUGUUUAAACGACGAUGACAGUUAUAAAACGAUUGCAUGUGUAGAUGAAAAAAGAAGUAAGAAUCGGACGUAUUCGAAGCUGCUGACUAGCAAGAUGCAUAAAAGUAAACGCCAAACGAAUGUAGAUGAUGAAAUGUAUCUUUCAAUAGGAGAGGGUCUUACAAACAAGAAAACAAACAAAUCUGACUCUUUCAACAAUACAUCGAACAGGCGUGACUUUGCUCCACUUGAUUUGACAGAACUGAAAGAUAUACCUACUUAUAUAGAAAUUGUACCGGACCGCAUUUCAAUUUGUAAUAAAACUACAACAUUUGCAAGUGAAAAGGUAGUUUCCGAACCUUUCUACACCGAAAACGAAGAACAUAGUAUUCAUUUGUCAAUAGAGGGAUCAACUCCACUAUCAAAUGCGUAUUUGGAAAUUAAUGAUAAACUGUAACUAUAUUUGAUGCGUAAAUCUUUAAUGUUUAAGUGCCGAAACGCAAUACUAACAAUAUAUCAUGUCGAUAUCCAGUUUAGAUCGUGGUGAAGUUCGUUUAACAAUAGCGUACACCUGUUCAACCAUGCGCCUGUCAUCGUCACACUCCUUUGAAGAGCAUUGACUGAAAAGAACCCUGUAACACUAAUUUUUGUUUAAAAUUCCUACCUUGUUAUAAUGUAUUACAGAAAGAAUGUAAAGCAGGUUAUAAACACUUAAACCAAUUUGGCUUCUUUUAUUUUUAUUAUACCCAGUUAUUUUUUGUACGCAUUUAUCCUUUAAACCCGUUUCACAGAACUUUGUGACACUUAGUAGAUAAUUAUGACACAACGUGUAAACGUGCAUAUUUACCAGAUUCCAAUUGUUUUCUUUUAAACCUAGAAUGUUGGCUCUAUUUUGAAUUUAUAAAGUGCA